Molecule: messenger RNA, 1784 nt
Organism: Exophiala oligosperma
Lineage: Eukaryota; Fungi; Ascomycota; Eurotiomycetes; Chaetothyriales; Herpotrichiellaceae
Exons: 3
Coding region: 1-1695 (564 amino acids)
Biological process (GO): xenobiotic detoxification by transmembrane export across the plasma membrane
Molecular function (GO): fluconazole transmembrane transporter activity
Source: RefSeq, a predicted model, not a curated record
AUGUACGACAUUGUGCGGGAUUCAACACUUGGCUAUCUUCUUCGUCAAUUCAGUCGUGGCCGCCUUGCCCCUCAUCGUGAAUCUUUACCAGACUUUCUGCUAAGGACAGAGUACUGGCAGCCUGAAGAUGUCCAGAAGCAAGUCGACAAUCAUGAUAACAUUCCUGAACAUGGCGAUCUCCCCCAAGCACAUCAACCGAGCUGUGAAGUGGACGACUUUGACAGCGGUGGACAAAAGAGACGCAAUGGAUCACUUGACCCGGAAGCAGGACCAAACUACAACCAGAGGAAAGAAAUCAUUGUGUCCUGGUACGAGGACUCGGAUCCAGACGAUCCUCACAACUGGUCGCCUCUCAAGAAAGGCUACGUCUCCUUCGUUAUACUGUUGUAUACUUUCACUGUGUACAUUGGCACGUCGAUGUACACUGCAAGUAUUCCCGACAUCGUCAACAUGUACCACAUCCCUCAAGUCAUUGGCUCUCUUGGCUUGUCUUUGUACGUCCUUGGAUACGGAGUGGCGCCGCUCAUUCUGAGCCCACUCUCUGAGAUUCCAUCGAUCGGUCGAAACAUUCCUUACAUCAUCACCUUCUUCCUGUUGUUCAUCCUCUGUAUCCCAAUGGCUCUUGUCGACAAUAUUCCGGGGCUACUGGUCCUGCGAUUUCUGCUGGGAUUCUUUGGAUCACCUGCUCUCUCAACAGGUGGAGCAAGCUAUGGAGACUUUUACGGUGCAAAGAUCAUGCCUUAUGUGAUAACGUUCUGGGGAUGUGGAGCGACGCUUGGUCCAGCUCUCGGUCCUCUUGUAGGUGGGUUCUCAGUCCAGGCUAAGACGUGGCGAUGGUCCUCAUGGGAGCUUCUAUGGCUGUCCGGCUUCACUUUGUUCCUCAUGCUUUUAUCCCUGCCAGAGACAUCAUCCGACAACAUUUUGCUCCGUCGGGCUCAACGACUCCGAGCACGCACAGGAUGUCUUGACCUCAAAGCUGCGUCUGAAUUCAAACAAGCCAAACUAUCGCCUCGACAAGUUGUCUUCGAUGCCCUCAUCAAACCUUGGCAGAUCAACAUACUCGACCCGGCGGUUUUGUUCACCACGAUCUACACGGCAUUGAUAUACGGGAUAUACUAUUCCUUCUUCGAGGCCUUUCCACUCGUAUAUGGCGAUGAGUACGGGUUCAAUCUUGGCCAGAUUGGACUUGCAUUUCUCUCCGUGCUCGUGGGUUUGGUUCUCGCAAUGAUGUUGUACUGUUCAUACUUUUAUUUCUACGCGGACGCAAAGAUGGCGAGUAUGCAAGUUGUUCCACCUGAAGCGCGGCUGUGGCCUGGACUUGUCGCGACAUUCUUCAUCCCGGCUGGGUUGAUCAUCUUUGCUUGGACAGCACGGUCGAGUGUACACUGGAUCGUCAGCCUGAUUGGAGUGGGACUUAGUAUGAUGGGCGUCUUUGUCAUCACACAGUGCAUGUUUAUUUACUUGCCGUUUACGUACGCGCAGUAUUCGGGAUCUCUGUUCGCCGCCAACGGAUUUGCAAGGGCAUUGUUCGCGGCUGGGGCAAUCUCCUACGCGCGGCCCAUGUUUGAUACGCUUGGUAUAGACGGUGCAGUCAGCUUGCUUGCUGGAUUGACUGUGAUUUGUGUCUUUGGAAUGUACUUCAUCUACUUUUAUGGGGCCAGGUUGAGGAAAAGGAGUCGAUUUGCGGUAUCUUAGGAGGUAUGAGGAGGGCAGAGUCGGUCGGUCAUUAUUCGAUUACUUAGACCGCAAAGACUUGAGCCUAUGAACGUCUCUUGAGUAGGUGA